GUGCUUUGUUGGGUCAUGACUCAACCGAAGACCCAUCAUACCAGAGCACAACUUGUGAAAGCAACCUGGGGGAGGAGAUGUAACAAAUUGCUAUUCAUGAGCACAGUUUACGACAAGUCGAUACCAACAGUGAAGUUGUUAGUAAACGAAGGUAGAGAUUAUCUGUGGGCGAAAACAAAAGAAGGUUUUCGUUACGUAUACGAACAGCAUCGCAGUGAAGCUGAUUGGUUUCUCAAAGCAGACGAUGACUCUUAUGUGGUGGUUGAAAACCUUCGAUAUUUAUUACACAAUUAUAGCAGCAGAGACCCUUUAUAUUUUGGGUGCAGAUUCAAACCUUAUGUUAAACAGGGUUAUAUGGCCGGUGGUGCAGGAUAUGUAUUAAGCAGAGAAGCUCUGAAUUUGUUCGUCAAUAAAGGUCUAUCGUCGACUGAUAAAUGUGCUGCAGUCGACUUCGGGCCCGAGGAUGUUUUAAUGGGCAAAUGUAUGGAACUCAUUGGAGUAAAAGCAAUGGACAGCCGCGACACUUUCGGCCGUGGAAGAUUUUUUCCAUUCCGUCCUGUAGCUCAUUUGUUCCCGUUAUAUGAGAAAGAUUUUUGGUACUGGAGCUACUUAUAUUACCAGGCUAGAGAGGGUUUGGAUUGCUGUUCUGACUUCGCCAUCUCAUUCCACUACAUUAACUGCAAGCAAAUGUAUGUACUGGAUUACCUAAUAUACCACUUACAUCCAUUCGGCAUCAACUACAAGGAUGAGCUGUAA
Achroia grisella is the source of this 756-nucleotide messenger RNA. RefSeq names its product glycoprotein-N-acetylgalactosamine 3-beta-galactosyltransferase 1-like. The transcript has 6 exons. The record is from RefSeq and is a predicted model, not a curated record. Gene Ontology annotation, cellular component: membrane. Gene Ontology annotation, molecular function: N-acetylgalactosaminide beta-1,3-galactosyltransferase activity. NCBI's taxonomy places the organism in Eukaryota, Metazoa, Arthropoda, Insecta, Lepidoptera, Pyralidae. The coding region runs from base 16 to 756 and encodes 246 amino acids.